AUCAUCCCUGCUACCUUAAGCUUUCGCUUUCUGUGACAUUUCGUGUCAAACUCUUGUGGAAACUAAGCUAAAUCUCCUUUUUUUAAAAUUUUUUUUAAACCCCCCCUCAAGACAUUGUCUCCUCCCAGUGCACAGGUGAGGGCGUCCACCUAUUACGGCAUCACAAAAAAGGAGGAAGGAGGGGUGGGCUUGACAGACAGCAAGAACAGCGGGAAAGAAACUCUCCACAACGCCUCAUUCACUUCAUCCACAGCUGACAGAAGCAACAACGCGACAGGCUGCAGCGCUAUCAUGCCAUCACACCUCCUCUUAUUAGGUCUUCUUAUUAUGCCAGGAUUCACCUCAGGCGCCACCUCCACAGCCCCCACCUCCACAGUCACCAUGGUUGCCACAUCGACACCGGCCACCACCCAGCCCGUCUCUUCCACCACAUCUAGAGGUACAACAAUGUCCUCCGCCAGCAUGCCUACCUCCACAGUCACCUCCAAUACCGGAGCCCCCAUGACCCCCGUCCCCACAAGCACACCCUUAAUACCCACAGGCUCUUCUUCCAACAUCAUGCAGUCUUCCUCAAGCAGCUCUGGAAGUACAUUACCCACAGCUACCACCACCCAGACCACCACAAGCACACCCUUAUCCACAGGCUCAGCUACUACCAACAUGCAGUGGCCCACCAUGAGCACUAACCCUGCAAGUGGGGGAGCCACCACAACCGCCGCCGCCUCCCAGACCCCCACAAGCACACCCUUAUCCACAGGCUCAGCAACUACCAACAUGCAGUGGUCCACCAGUGGCACCAACCCUGCGAGCGAGGGACCGACCACCACCGCCGCCAGCACCCAGACACCCACAAGCUCACCCUUAUCCACAGGCUCAGCAACCGGCACCAUGCAGCCAAUGUCCGGAGGAACAACUGCUGCUGGUUCUACACUCACAGCGUCUGUUAGCUCAGUCAGUGCUCCUAACACAGGAACCAACUCUGCCUCCUCCACAGCAAUGCCCAAGUCCACCGCAACUAUGGCGAACGCCGCUUCACCCUCCUCCGUGAGUUCAAACACUGACUCCUGGACCUCCAUGAAGUCCACCACUCAGACGACAGCCUCCUCUGAUAACAUGACCAGUAUGAUGACAACCGCAAUGAGCCUGAUAUAUUGUCCUGAAUUCUCAUGUAACUACUCAGACUGCAACACAAUGUACGCCAGUCAAAAUAUGACUCCGUGUGCCGCUGGUCAAUGGUGUAAGCUGUGCAAGAUGGACAUGUACUACAUGGCUGGCUGCAGCUCGUCCUGCAACGACAGCUGCAUGAGCGACUCCCAGACCAACUGCAGCGUGGCUUGCUGCAACUACACGGGCUGCCUCAAUUCCACUUUUGCAUCCAUGGUGAUGAUGCCGUCUGCAGCUGCUUCAACCGCCGCGCCCGUCACCACAGCCAUGGCCAACCCCCAGCCAACGACAUCAGAUAAUGGAAACAAAUGCAAUGAAGGCACGUGCACCGGUGCGACUUGCUACACGAGCUUUAGCAGCACAUUGCAGACGUGUUCUUCCUCAGAUCUGCACUGCCAGCUGAAAAAAGAAACAGUCGGCUCUGACCUACGGUGGACGGCAGGCUGCGCAGCUAACUGCUCGAGCGAAACAAUGUGCACACCCACCACACAGCCCCCAUGUCACCUGGAGUGCUGCAACGUCACCGUGACUUCCUGCCUGUGGCUGAACGGCACGGUGAACUUCCAAUCCUCUGCCGGCAGGAUUUUUCACGCAGAACAGUUGGCAUCUUUACUCUGCUGGCUCGUCGCUUUAGGUUUUCUUCUGUGAGAAAGCACACUGAGAGCUCCAUCACUUACACCUCCGUCUUUUUCUGUUGCUGAUAUGUGAUUGUAUGUACAGGAUGUUAGGAAAUUCCGUUUAAAAACAUUCCCCUCUUGAGUUCUUUUUUUGUCUAAAGGCCAGUGACAAUUUCAUUUUAAAAGUAUUUAUAGAAAAAUACAGGGUUCAGAAACAUCACAUUAUAGAUACUGCAGGUGUACCUAAUGAUACUGUACGCUUCUUUUCAUUGCCCUCCUUUAAAAAGCCAUUGUGAGAAUAAUGCAGCUGUUAUGAUAUAUAAUGCACUUUACGCAAACACAAACAUCGAGCUGUUACAGGGUUUGUUUGUUUUUCAAAAGUCAUUUUUUGAGAUUAUUUGCAUUUUAAAUCAAUGAGUUGUGGUUUUUGUUUGUGGGUUUCCCUGUGAAUUGUGAAUAUGUUUGUGUGGUUUUUAAGGCAAACAUGUCAACUGGAAUCGACUUCAUAUAGUUUUGCGUAUUGUACAAAAUACAAUUAUUUCUAUAAUUAAAUAAAUCUUAUCA
Messenger RNA from Doryrhamphus excisus (bluestripe pipefish), 2345 nucleotides. RefSeq lists its product as uncharacterized. Lineage: Eukaryota; Metazoa; Chordata; Actinopteri; Syngnathiformes; Syngnathidae. The record is from RefSeq and is a predicted model, not a curated record.